CAGAUCCAAUGCAUUGCAAAAGAUAUAAAACGUACAACCAGCAAAAUGUUUCAAAUGGUUUAAAGAGAUCCCAGAGCUGGGGGAAUAUUGCAACGUUAAGCAUCUGGAGAAAAUUUUGACAGGAGUCCGGGUAAAAGGACAACUGUAACAAAGACCGCUCGCUGGCUGCGAUCUCAACCCGGGGGCCAUGACCACAUCUCAGCCGUCCACACUGGGGGAGCUGCAACUCUACCGGGUCCUCCAGCGGGCGAACCUUCUCCUCUACUACGAUGCCUUCAUCCAGCAAGGAGGAGAUGAUGUCCAGCAGCUGUGCGAUGCGGCGGAGGAGGAAUUUCUGGAGAUCAUGGCGCUGGUGGGCAUGUCCAGCAAACCGCUGCACGUCCGACGCCUCCAGAAGGCCUUGCAGGAGUGGAUCACAAACCCCUCGGCCUUCAACCAGCCCCUCACCAAGUUGCCAGCGAGCAGCAUUCCCAUUGCCAAAAUCUCAGACCCCAACUCCGCCAGUGCCCAACAGGAGCAUCCGUCGCGGCUGACGCAGAACAUGGCUGGCGCGCAGGAGAUCGGCAACAACCACGCCUCGCCGCGGCGGACGGAGACCUCGUCACAGACGGAGCCGGUGGCCUCGGGCCAGCACCUGCCCACCAUCUCCAACGUCAUCACGGUGACCAAGGAGGAGCCCCACUCUCCGCCCAAGGACGGCCCGUCCCUGCCCCUCACCCAGGACGUCAUCCAGAUCAUCGCCGCCUGCGCUGAGCGCCUCAUCCAGACCGUGCCCAGGAUGGAGCCCAAGGAGCUGGAGUGCAUCUUCAUCAGCAACAAAAAGAUGGCCAAAACCCUUGGCCACAUCUUUGAGAUGAGCGACCAGGAGCCACAGAAGGAAGAGGAGAUCCGGAAGUUCAGCGCUAUCUACGGGAGGUUUGACUCCAAGCGGAAAGAUGGGAAAAAUCUCACGUUGCACGAGGUAAUGGUUAAUGAAGCGGCCGCACAGCUCUGCAUGAUCGACAGCACUCUGCUGGCCAGGCGUGACGAACUCUUCCCACUAGCCCGACAAGUAGUCCGAGACUCCGGGUACAAAUACAGUCACAGGUAUUCCAGAUCCAAGUUUAUAGAUACACCGAUUCCUAAGAGGCCACGGCUGGAUCCCAAUGGUCAAUAUCUGCGGGAUGAAGUGCACACUCGGACAGUGCAGGCAGAGCUGAUGAAGCUGAAGAGACAGGAGCGGCUGCUGGAGAUUCAGGCUAUUCUGACUGGCAUCUACCAGAAACAGGAAACCCUCAAGUCCAAGAUCAUGCACGAGGAGCUGAGUAAUAACGUGACCGAGGUCCACGAGCUGCAGCUGGAGCUGGAGAAGGUCACCACGGAGCAGCUGUCGCUAAUGCAGGAGCAGAACGACCUCAUCAAGAAGCAGAAGCGAUCGGACAAGUACUUCUCGGCGAAGGCGCGCAGCCUGUCCCUACUGGGGAUGCAGCAGGUAGAAGAGGAAGAUGGCGGAAUGUCGGAAGGAAGCGGAGAUGAUGUGUCUGAGGACAUGACCUCGAACUCCAGUCUGGCACCAUCUCCCUGCCCCUCGGAUAUUCCCGGCACCUUCAGACCUUGCCAGAGCAAAACCAAGCAGAUGAUUCAGCUGGCGUUGAUUGACGAGGGGCUGCGGGUGGCUCAGCAACACGCCUCACCCAGUACGGAGGAGGGCGAGAGGAUCAGCCCUAGGAUCAAGCAGGAGGCCUUCUCCGAGGAUGAAGAAAAUUACAAAGAGGAGUCUGACAUUACAUCAAACCGCAAUUCAUGAACCUUUCACAUAGUAACUAGACAUUUUUAAAAAUGUAAUGAAUUAGGUUUCUUUUUUAAUUCAUUCAGGUACAAAAGUAUUUAUUCAUUUUUUUCUAAUUAAAAAAAUCAUGUUUUUUUUUACUUGCUUGUUUAACUUUGAAGAGCUUGGAGUAUUUCGAAGUUAUUUCUGUACAUACUGACGUUUGCUAAACCAGCAUCCGAACAGUCAGUGACAUUUCCUUCUAUUUUUACACAAAACUUCAGGAAUUAGUGUUUUGCCUUUUUAGUUUUUCUCUCUGUACAUGUAUGUCAUACUGUGAUUGUCCAGUUUCCGACAGCAAUAACACAAUAAAUAUUUACUGCUUUGUGACACUCGGUGCUUAAGGUGGGUCAUGUCUUCUGUUUUCCACAGUCCCUCUCCUGUCUUGACUCACUAAGUCUGUGUUUAGAACAUAGAACAGUACAGCACAAUACAGGUCCUACAGUGCCAACCUUUAAACCUCGCCUAAGACUAUCUAAUUCCUUCCUCCCACAUAUCCCUCUAUUUUAAAUUCCUCCAUAUGCUUAUCUAGCAAUCUCUUGAAUUUGACCAAUGUACCUGCCUCCACCACCGCCCCAGGCAGCGCAUUCCAUGCCCCAACCACUCUCUGGGUAAAAAACCUUCCUCUGAUAUCUCCCUUGAACUUCCCACCCAUUACUUUAAAGCCAUGCCCUCUUGUAUUGAGCAUUGGUUUACCUCCAGAAGCUGUGAUUAAAGGUACAAUAUCAGUGCUACGUGAGCCAGUGUUGGCCUUCGAGGACAGCCCAGCUCUUCUUAACACAACAUCUAUGCACAAGCAGGA
This is a messenger RNA of Pristis pectinata (smalltooth sawfish), 2609 nucleotides long. Its product is annotated as NGFI-A-binding protein 1-like. Gene Ontology annotation, cellular component: nucleus. Gene Ontology annotation, molecular function: transcription factor binding; transcription coregulator activity. Gene Ontology annotation, biological process: negative regulation of DNA-templated transcription. The record is from RefSeq and is a predicted model, not a curated record. NCBI's taxonomy places the organism in Eukaryota, Metazoa, Chordata, Chondrichthyes, Rhinopristiformes, Pristidae. The coding region runs from base 188 to 1786 and encodes 532 amino acids. The transcript has 8 exons.